CCAAUAAAAUAAUGGCUCAUAGUUCGUCGGAUAGUGAUACAGAUUCCGAACAAAAAAUUACGAAGAAACAUAAAAAAGAGAAGAAAAGUAAAAAGGUAAAAAAGUUGAAGAAACACAAGAAAAAUAAAAAGCACAAGAAACGCGACCGGCGGAGUAGCACUAACAGCUCCGAUUAUUCUUCCGCUGAAAGAGAUGAAUGGGUAGAGAAGGUUUUACCCUCGACGAGUUCGGCAUCUACCCAAAAACCUAGACUAGAACGGGAGGAUUGGAUGAAUUCGAUGCUUGUACCUACAUACAGUAAAGAACCUAAAAAAGACGAAAAGACGCCAACAGUUGAGCAAUACAAUCCCAAAACCAACGUGCGUGAGUUAAACCCGCACUGGAGGAAUGGAGGUAGUGGUUUGCCUAGUUUUCAACGACCCCAGGAUGACGACGAGGAUACCAGAUGGUCAAGCGGUACCGUUAGACAAGACGCUAGCCGCAGUGGUGGCUGGAGAAAAACCAACAGAGAACCACCACAAGACAGAAGGGAACAACCUGCGGCUGCUAGUUCAAAUGUAGUGCAUGAAGAUGGAUUGUUUAUGAGCGAUCAGCAGUUGAACGAUCUUGGAGCAAAAAUUAUCAAAGCUGAAAUAAUGGGAAAUGCAGCUCUAGCGAAGAGUCUUAAGGAGAAGCUUGAAGCGGCAAAGUUACAUCGUACUCAAAUCAAGGAAAGCGGUCAAACCGAAACAACAAUGAAAACUGUCGAAAAAGAGGAGGAUAUGCGUUAUACGAUACGUAGCAAACCAAGCGAUGAUAGCGCAAGACAAGACCGAAAGCGACGGCAUUACCAGCAGAAUCUUCCCCCUGGCGAUUUAGCGGAUAAGUUCCGCUCCGAACGCCAAGAAAAUGCUGAUAUGGACGCCCAAUUUUUCAAGGUCUCUGCCAAACUGGACCGCGAAGCAAGCAAUUUGGAAAAUAUUUUUGACCAUGGGAAAGCAAGUUCAUCCUCUUCAGGUCAAUUGAACGAAGAGCAAAUUGUUCGUGAUAUGAAUAAGCUUUCGCGGGCCCAAGCAGAAUGCGAACGAUGCAUAAAUUCCGAUCAGUUCCUGCACGAACAUGUAAUAACCAUGGGAAAAAAUGUCUUUUUGGCAGUUCCAAGUUGGAAAGCGCUUCAGCCGAAGCAUUGUUUGGUGGUUCCCGUGGUCCAUUGUGCUGCUCUUACCCAUAUGGACGAGGACGUUCAUCGUGAGCUGGUGGACACGUGCAAGGCUUUAAAGCGCAUGUUUUCCGCUCAUAAACAGGAAGUCGUCUUCUUUGAAACUGUACGCUACAUCAAUCGCAAUCCGCACACCUACGUGCAGUGCGUUCCAGCCGAUGACUACGAAAUGGCACCGUUCUAUUUCAAAAAGGCAAUACUCGAGUCCGAAACGGAAUGGGCCAUGAACAAGAAACUGCACAACAUCCAAGGGUUGGAGGUAAGGCGUACCGUUCCGAAAGGUUUGCCCUAUUUUUGGGUUAGCUUCAAUCUGGAGUCCGGGUUUGCGCACGUUAUUGAAGACCAGGAGGCGUUUCCGGUAACAUUUGCUUCGGAAACGAUUGCGGGCAUUCUUGAGCUUGAAACUAGAGAUUGGCGCAAUCCGGGCCGAGAGCAUAAUCCUAAGCAGCGAGCGCGAGAAUUUUUACAAUGGUGGAAAGAGUUUGAUAAUUUAACGAUUAAAGAUUGA
Molecule: messenger RNA, 1706 nt
Organism: Sabethes cyaneus
Lineage: Eukaryota; Metazoa; Arthropoda; Insecta; Diptera; Culicidae
Product: CWF19-like protein 2
Exons: 2
Coding region: 12-1706 (564 amino acids)
Biological process (GO): mRNA splicing, via spliceosome
Cellular component (GO): post-mRNA release spliceosomal complex
Source: RefSeq, a predicted model, not a curated record